Molecule: messenger RNA, 1904 nt
Organism: Podarcis raffonei (Aeolian wall lizard)
Lineage: Eukaryota; Metazoa; Chordata; Lepidosauria; Squamata; Lacertidae
Gene: AKR7A2
Product: aldo-keto reductase family 7 member A2
Exons: 9
Coding region: 44-1657 (537 amino acids)
Source: RefSeq, a predicted model, not a curated record
AGUCCAGCCGGAGGUAGAGCGAUCUGUUGCUGCAGCCGCCGGGAUGUCGGGGCUACGCGGGCAGAGCCGAGGGGUGCGCUCGGUGCUGGGCACCAUGGAGUUCGGGCGCAGGGCAGACGCGGCGGCCAGCGGGGCCAUGCUGCGCGCGUUCCUGGCCCGCGGGCACUGCGAGCUGGAUACCGCGCAUAUUUACGCGGGGGGCGAGUCGGAGCGGAUCCUGGGCGCCUGGUUGGCAGCUGAACCCAAGGCUGCGGCUGCAGGUGGGUCGGUGGAAUGGGGGAGCCGGAGACGAAGGCUGCUCGAGCUCAAGUUUGUUUUGUUCCCUUAUCACGUCCUUUUCUCCACCAGUCAAGGUAGCCUCCAAGUCACUUUCUUGAGUCACCUUGCCGACACUGUAGAACCCACGGCCAGCUUUUACCUUGUCGUACUCCUUUCCCAACAUGGAAGGAUAAGGGACCCGAAUUCAUCCGGCAAGGCUCUUCCUUUGCUUCUGGAAUCAGGAAAUUCGAGACGGUCCCUUCUCCUGGGAGGGGGUAGGAGUGGAAAAGAGGCGCUGACGCAUGCGCAGACAGUGGUGAUGCGAUUGCCUUUGCCCAGGACCUGGUGGCGAGUUCGAGUUCUGCCAGAGGCAGAUCGAGUUGCUGCAGCCGCCGGGAUGUCGGGGCUACGCGGGCAGAGCCGCGGGGUGCGCUCGGUGCUGGGCACCAUGGAGUUCGGGCGCAGGGCAGACGCGGCGGCCAGCGGGGCCAUGCUGCGCGCGUUCCUGGCCCGCGGGCACUGCGAGCUGGAUACCGCGCAUAUGUACGCGGGGGGCGAGUCGGAGCGGAUCCUGGGAGCCUGGCUGGCGGCUGAACCCAAGGCUGCGGCGGCAGUCAAGGUAGCCACCAAGGCAAAUCCAUUGGAGGGCAAUACUCUGAAGGCUGAUGGCGUUCGCUCCCAACUGGAGACGUCCCUCCAGAGACUGCAGGCGAAGAGUGUCGACCUCUUCUACCUCCAUAUGCCCGACCACAAGACCCCCCUGGAAGAGACGCUGAAGGCCUGCAAUGAGCUACACAGAGAGGGGAAGUUUAAGGAACUGGGUCUCUCCAACUAUGCCUCGUGGCAGGUGGCGGAAAUCUAUGGCAUCUGCAAGGCCAACAACUGGGUGUUGCCAACAGUGUACCAGGGCAUGUACAACGCUACGACGCGCCAAGUGGAGACCGAAUUGCUGCCAUGCCUUAGACAUUUUGGGAUUCGAUUCUACGCAUAUAAUCCGCUGGCUGGAGGGCUCCUGACUGGGAGGUACAAGUACGAAGACAAAGACUCGAACCAGCAGCCAGCUAGCAGGUUUUUCGGCAACGACUGGGCCAAAAUCUACAGGGACAGGUAUUGGAAGAAACAUCAUUUCCAGGGGGUCGACUUGGUCGAGAAAGCCCUCCACGAGGUGUAUGGCUCAGACACACCCAGCUUGACUUCAGCUGCCCUGCGCUGGAUCUAUCAUCACUCAAAGCUGCAGGCUGACCUUGGAGAUGCUGUGAUCAUCGGGAUGUCUACCAUGGAACAACUGCAGGAGAAUCUCAAGUGCAGUGAGGAGGGUCCCCUUCUGCCCGGGGUGGUUGAGGCCUUUGAGAGAGCUUGGCAUCUCACAGCCCACGACUGCCCCAACUACUUCCGCUGAAGGCUUUUGCAGCCUCCAGGAGAAACGAGAGCACCCAUCGGAGACCCCCACUCCUCUGGACUCUCGUUUCACCACAAACAUCCUCUUCUGCUUCAGAAGUUCCUCCCUUUCCCUUGGAAUAAACCCAAGCCAACACCUCCGUGGCCUUAGAUCAAGAGAGCACUUUUCCCUGGCAAGAUUUCUGCAACAAGAUUUUCUGGGUCCCUGAAAGUGGCUUUCAUCCUUCAAAAUAAAAAUAUUGGUUGCA